AUGAGUCUUAGUAUAUUUAGUGUUAAGACGAGUUAUUAUAAAAAUGGUCUUUGGUGGUUUACUAAGAUUCCAGCUCGUAUAAUAGGUGAAGAACGAUGGGAUGCCAUGAGAUUGGCAAGGAGAGUUUAUGGAAACAAAAUCUAUUAUGGAAGAUAAUAAAUAUUGUUUGAUAUCUUUUAUGAUUGGCCAGCCAUGGCUAACCUAAUAGGUAUCUAUCCUAAAGUAGAGUCAUCAAUUGAUUAUAAAGGUUGAUACUUCACAUGGAUUCUUGCAUUGGGCCACCUACGAAGCAUACAGAGAUUGGCAAGAACACACUUUGAAUUCAGAUGUAUUUUUUAUACUAACUCUUAGGGAUCUUUCGCUAUUUGGAUCUAUAUGCUAUGUGGUAUCUAUAUUGCUCACUGUUUCUACUCCUAUAUGAUUCCAUAUUAUUGGACGUAUGUAGAUUUAUCAUAAUUCUAGAAACAUGUUCCCAGCUAAGAACGAAGAGUUUGUGAGGUUGAGAUUGAAAGACGCCCUUGCAUCAACUGUUAUGGAAGAACUAUUUGCUAACAACUAUGCAGAAUUCGCCUGGGCUCCCCAUGAUUUCCAUUAUAAUAGAUAAAGAUGUAUGUCUGGAUACGGCCAUCCCGAUGAUCCAAGAACUAUGCACAUGGCUUCAUUCAAUAGUACAAUUAUUAAACAAUAUUUCUAGGAAAGCAUAAAUACAAGGAGCACUAUUUGAAGAGAAUAGGAGACUCAAGUCGUAUGACAACUGUCCUUUGA
This is a messenger RNA of Paramecium octaurelia, 765 nucleotides long. The record is from the annotation of a GenBank genome assembly. NCBI's taxonomy places the organism in Eukaryota, Ciliophora, Oligohymenophorea, Peniculida, Parameciidae.